Molecule: messenger RNA, 629 nt
Organism: Coffea eugenioides
Lineage: Eukaryota; Viridiplantae; Streptophyta; Magnoliopsida; Gentianales; Rubiaceae
Exons: 1
Coding region: 176-511 (111 amino acids)
Source: RefSeq, a predicted model, not a curated record
UUCACAUGCACUAGUUAACCACUCCUAACUACUACUGGUACUCCACUUUGCAGCUCUGUCUUUUGCAUCACAAAACCACAGCAGCGGCCUUCUUCAGGAACGACAAGGAAAAAAAAAAUCACAGAAGGAAGAGCUGCUUUCUUGGAUAAGAGCAGCGUCCCGGCACUCCUGAAUCAUGGGAAAUUGCAUCGAGACAUGCAAACACGGCUCAAAAGAGGCAAAGAGUGAAUUACAAUUAGAGCAAUUAGAAAGCGUGGAGAAACCAUCAGAAAUGCUCAAGGAAAGCAUAAUUGAGAAAGAUCAAAACAGUGGCGCCAUGAGAAUCAAGAUAGUGUUGACGAAAGAGGAGCUAGAGUUGCUAGUAUUCCAGCUCAAGAAUAUGGAAGGGAAGAGAUUAGAGGAUGUUUUGGAUGAGAUUGAGAGAAGCAGAAGCAGACCAGUUGGAUCAUGGAAACCUUCUUUAGAGAGCAUUACUGAAAGCCCUGAAGUUCCUGAGCAAAUGGACAGAUGAGCGUUUGUAUGUAGGGUGCAAUGGCCUCCCUUCUAUCUUUUGUGCUUGAUUUUUUUUUUUUUUUUAAAUUAGGAUCUUCUUUUUCUUUUAUAUUUUCAUUUUACUCUUCUUCUUCUUC